Messenger RNA from Sclerotinia sclerotiorum 1980 UF-70, 2061 nucleotides. RefSeq lists its product as hypothetical. Gene Ontology annotation, biological process: phosphatidylinositol-mediated signaling; lipid metabolic process. NCBI's taxonomy places the organism in Eukaryota, Fungi, Ascomycota, Leotiomycetes, Helotiales, Sclerotiniaceae. The transcript is spliced from 3 exons. The record is from RefSeq and is a predicted model, not a curated record. Bases 1 to 2061 code for a protein of 686 amino acids. Gene Ontology annotation, molecular function: phosphatidylinositol-4,5-bisphosphate phospholipase C activity.
AUGGUUUCGUUUUUGAGGAAAAAGUUUCGGAGAAUAUCUACCAUGCCUCUCCUCACUCCUUCCGGAAAGCAAUUCUCUCUUCACAAACUCGUUGCCAUGUCUACAAUGCUUACUCCUGGCCAUGGAGUACAUCUCCCCUCUCUCAACAAUACCACCGCAGGGGAUCCCCCGCGACAAGUCUAUCUUUCACAUGAGAUUCAAGAAUAUUUACGGAAGCUCUUCGAUGAAUUAAGAGGUCCGGAACCAUGCCUAGGAAGAGAAAAAUUUGAAAAGUGGUUGGCAGAUGUUCAGGGUCAUACAAUCACACUGGAAAAAGAUACAUACAAAUUCGAACAAUUUCUCGAGUCAGUGUACUAUAGUCAUUCAUUAGAGGUUAUGAAACGUAUUCCGGAGUUAGAUCAGUCAAGACCAAUCACCAACUAUUACAUCAGUAGUAGUCAUAAUACAUAUCUUGAGGGCAAUCAGCUGCUGUCAAGGAGUUCUACAGAAGCAUACAAAACGGCCCUCACACAAAAUUGUCGAUGUAUCGAAAUAGAUGUACACAAUGGAGAAGCAGCAGAGAAAGAUGAUAAAUCAAUCUUUUCGAAUAAAACCGAUCACAAACGGCAGCCUUCUGGAACUGGAAGCACACUUUCAAGCCGAGCAGCUGCAGCUAUAUUGACAGUGGAGGAGAAAUUAGAGAGUGCUAAAGAGAAGUUGGAGAUUGCCAAAGAGAAAUUAGAGGGUAAACAUAAAGUUUCAAAGACAAAUACUGGUGAUAAGCUUAAGGUUUUGGAUGAGGAUGAACAUGGUGGAAGGCCGGCCUCGAUACGAUCAUCGAUGAUUGGAGAACCUUUGGUUUUACAUGGUUGGACAUUGACAGCACCGGUGGGAUUUAGAGCUGUUUGCAAAGCAAUUCGGGAAACUGCUUUCACAACGAGCCCACUCCCUAUUAUCGUCAGUUUAGAAGUUCAUGCCGAUCAUGAACAGCAGGAAAUAAUGGUUGAUAUCAUGAAGGAAGAAUGGGAAGAUCUCUUACUCGAUUCUCCAUUCGAAACAUGUAAUCCGGAAGAAAGGGUUCCUAGACUUGAGGAGCUUCUUAAUAAAAUUUUGGUCAAGGUCAAGAAAGCUCCGGAGCUGAAGGAUGCAUCAGAGCAUUUGAACGAGCUCACGAAUGGAUCCACGAAUGGAUUAUCUCCCACAAACACGGACACUCUAGAGAAGAAGGCGUCAUCCAAUACAUUAGUACCGGUCAUCUCAACAAAGGAUGCAGAAUCUGCACAUUCAGGUUCUGAGGACGACCGAGCAAGUUCAAAGAAGAAAGCAAAGAUCUGCGAAACCCUUGGUAAACUUGGAAUCUAUACUCACAGCGAACAUUUUGUGUCUUUUGACGUUGGAGCAGCCACAAAACCUUCUCACAUUUUUUCCGUCGGUGAGAAAGUGAUCUUGGAACUUCAUGAAUCAAAUCGAGAACAAAUGUUUGCUCACAAUCGCAAUUAUUUCAUGAGAGCAUUUCCAGCUGGGAAAAGAUUCGAUUCCUCUAAUCUCGACCCUUCGGUCUGCUGGCGCAAAGGUAUUCAAAUGGUUGCCUUGAAUUGGCAGACUUUGGAUGAAGGUAUGAUGUUAAAUGAAGGAAUGUUUGCCGGAUCACAAGGGUGGAUAUUGAAACCCCCAGGUUACCGCAGCGAGGAUGUAACAUCCGAAUCUUGUGCAGCUAUCCCUUACAAGACCCUUGAUUUGAAAAUCAGCAUAUUCGCUGGGCAACAAAUCCCCUUUCCUCAAGGCGAGACUGAAAAGGGUUUUCAUCCAUACGUCAAAUGUGAGCUGCACGUUGAAAGCCAAGAAGAGCUCGACGGACAACCAAUUGAAAAUGGAGGCAAAGCAAAAGAGGGUGAACACAAACUCAAGACGGCUUAUAAAUCGGGUAGCAAACCCGAUUAUGAAGGCGAAACUCUUCAUUUUGAAGGUAUCAGGAACGUGGUGGAGGAGUUAAGCUUUGUAAGGUUAGUACAUGUUACACUACUUUUCUUCAACAUUUAUACUUCCGAAGGUUACACAAUCAGGAAACUAGACAAGGUCUAG